Oldenlandia corymbosa var. corymbosa is the source of this 2032-nucleotide messenger RNA. NCBI's taxonomy places the organism in Eukaryota, Viridiplantae, Streptophyta, Magnoliopsida, Gentianales, Rubiaceae. The record is from the annotation of a GenBank genome assembly.
AUAGAACUAGAUCUAAUUGCAUGCUUACUCUAACACACACACACACACACACACACACACACUGACUGACUGUGUUAGUCAGAGAUAAUCAGAUAAAUUACAUAACUGAGCUGUAAUUUGUUGCGGACCACUGUAAAUUUUCCAGGGUUCUAAUUACUUGCUAUACAGGGCCAGUUCAGUAGAUAUACAGCAAAAGAGUAAUUUCUACUAGUAUAAUAUAUUCAGCAGCCUCUUUGGUUCCUGGUUUUUAUCUCAGAAUUGUCAUCUCUUGUCUAGUGGUCCUCUUCUUUGAGUUGUUCUUCCUUCCACCCUUUCAAGCUUCAUUUCUAUCAAUGGAAGAGAAAUUAGGUUAGAGAAUCCAUAGGUGGAUGAAGAAUAACCAUAAAAGCAAAAAAAAACCAGCAUCUUCACUUUCUUCCUUUUGCCUAACGCUGCUUCUCUAAGUUCUUUCCUUUUUGCCAUUUCAUAUCCCAUCUCUAAUAUUCCAAACUCCACAAUAUCCUUCUAAAGUUUUGCAGAUUCCCGAAGCAUAAUUACAUUUAACAGUUCCCAUUCAAUUAUUACACCUCAUCACUUGAUUAAAGGAAAAAAGAAGAUGAAGGGAAUAGAUAUAUUCUGUGCGUCCCAAGCUGCCACUGCCAUUCGCUUAGGACAUAUGGAUGAUGAAAACGAUCCCUCCCUGUUAUCCUCUUCCUCCGCGACGAUUCAACUCGCCGGCGGCAGCAUCAGCGGUCGAGCAAUCGACCGUCACAAUCCCAUAAUUAAGGACCCGAGGAGACUAGGCAGAACCAUCCCUCAUCCUAUUAUUCCUUCUUCUUGCUCUUCUCAGUCCCAGCAAGAAGUUAUUAGCCCUGUACCAUUGCUCCAAUCUCACCAUAAUGACCAAAACAUCAAGAAAAACAGUCCCCUUAAGAAACCCCUUUCUGAGCCCAGAAAAGAAAAACCCGAAAACGAUACUCAAAACAAAAAGAAGAAGAAGAAGAAGAUCAUCAGCAGGAGAUCCGUGGACAUAUCUAAACCUCUGAGUCCAAUAGAUAUCGAGGAUAAGAAAAAGGGUUAUGGGGGUGACUCUGGUUAUGAUGAUAAUCUUAUCAGCAGAAACGAUUUGAUGGCUAGCAUUUCCACACCAAGGAGAAGGAGCUGUACUUUUACUAGUACUGUUAGUCCUGUUGGUUCCACUAGGUACUUGUUGAGUAAUGAUCAAAAUCAGAAUACAAUUUUCAAUGUCAUCUCCGAUUUUGAUCCUGUUCUGAAGCUGGAAGUGGAAGAAGAUCAUCCCAAGUCUAAUCCACCGGCUUCUCCGGCCCCCGCCCAGCCAAAACCAGAACCAACUACCAUUGAUGUUAAAUCAUCGUCCACAACGCAGCCCUCUUCCGACCAGGUGGUGGUUCUUAGAGUUUCACUUCAUUGCAGAGGAUGCGAGAGAAAGAUGAGGAAACAUAUAUCCAGAAUGGAAGGUGCACACAAUUUUUCUUGUUUCUUUCUUUGUCAUAUAUCAUCAAUUUUCUAUCAACAGGGCUUUGUCUCUUUCUUCUAAGUGUCUACAUAAAAUCCAGAAGAGAAAACCAAAAAGGAUAAUCUGAAGUCUGAACCCUUCAACUAAAAACACUUGCAUAAUGUUAAAUUGCUCUUAUCAGCUAACCUUCCACACGAUUAUUAAACUCCUCACCUGCUUCAUACUAAAACCCAUGUUCUGAUAGAUCAUUAAAAUUGCAUUUCUUCCUACAAAAUUGCAUAGAAAUUGUUCGAUUAUUCGCAAGUACUAAUCAUCUAGAAGUGUAUGUGUAAACAGGUGUAUCAUCAUUCAACAUAGACUUUGCAGCUAAAAAAGUGACGGUGGUCGGGAACGUAACGCCACUUGGGGUGCUUGCCAGUAUAUCAAAGGUGAAGACUGCUCAAUUAUGGACACCACCGGCCGCUGCCCAGAAUAACUCGUCGGGAAUCGCCAGAAACAGCCUCAAUCAGCCGCCGCAGCCUACUGCUAUCGUCUCUUAAUCAAACUAGUUUUUUUUUUUUUUUCUUUCAUUCUUUU